CCUCGCUCCCCGCCGCUCUCCAUGACCCGAGCGGAGUGAGCCGCGCCUCCUGCGGGGCUGCGCCUCCAUGAACCCCUAGCGUUUCUUUCUCUUUUUUUCGCCCUUCUUUCUCUCCUCGCCGCGGCUCGGGGUCCCGCCUUUCUCCCUUCGCCCGCAGCGGCGGCGUUCAGGUGCGGAGUCCGGAGCGGAGCGCAAUGGCGUCCAACCCCGAACGGGGGGAGAUCCUGCUCACGGAGCUGCAGGGAGAUUCCAGAAGUCUUCCAUUUUCUGAGAAUGUGAGUGCUGUUCAAAAAUUGGACUUCUCAGAUACAAUGGUGCAACAGAAAUUGGAUGAUAUCAAGGAUCGAAUCAAGAGGGAAAUAAGGAAAGAACUGAAAAUUAAAGAAGGAGCAGAAAAUCUGAGAAAAGUCACAACAGAUAAAAAAAAUUUGGCUUAUGUAGACAACAUUUUGAAAAAAUCAAAUAAAAAAUUAGAAGAACUACAUCACAAGCUACAAGAAUUAAAUGCACAUAUUGUUGUAUCAGAUCCAGAAGAUGUCACAGAUUGCCCAAGGACUCCAGAUACACCAAAUAGUGACCCUCGUUGUUCUACUAGCAAUAAUAGACUGAUGGCUUUACAGAAACAAUUGGAUAUAGAACUUAAAGUAAAACAAGGUGCAGAGAACAUGAUCCAGAUGUAUUCAAAUGGGUCUUCAAAGGAUCGGAAACUCCAUGGUACAGCUCAGCAACUGCUCCAGGACAGCAAGACAAAAAUUGAAGUCAUCCGAAUGCAGAUUCUUCAGGCAGUCCAGACCAAUGAAUUGGCUUUUGAUAAUGCAAAACCUGUGAUAAGUCCUCUUGAACUUCGGAUGGAAGAAUUAAGGCAUCAUUUUAGGAUAGAGUUUGCAGUAGCAGAAGGUGCAAAGAAUGUAAUGAAAUUACUUGGCACAGGAAAAGUAACAGACAGAAAAGCACUUUCAGAAGCUCAAGCAAGAUUUAAUGAAUCAAGUCAGAAGUUGGACCUUUUAAAGUAUUCAUUAGAACAAAGAUUAAAUGAGCUUCCCAAGAAUCAUCCCAAAAGCAGUAUUAUAAUAGAGGAGCUUUCACUUGUUGCAUCCCCAACACUAAGUCCACGUCAGAGUAUGAUAUCGACACAAAACCAAUACAGUACACUAUCUAAACCAGCAGCUUUGACAGGUACUUUGGAAGUUCGUCUUAUGGGCUGUCAAGAUAUCCUAGAAAAUGUCCCUGGACGGUCAAAAGCAACAUCGGUUGCACUACCUGGUUGGAGUCCAAGUGAAACCAGAUCAUCAUUCAUGAGCCGAACAAGUAAAAGUAAAAGUGGAAGUAGUCGAAACCUUCUAAAAACAGAUGACUUGUCCAAUGAUGUCUGUGCUGUUUUGAAGCUAGAUAAUACCGUGGUUGGUCAAACUAGCUGGAAACCCAUUUCUAAUCAGUCAUGGGAUCAGAAAUUUACACUGGAACUAGACCGGUCACGUGAACUGGAAAUUUCAGUUUAUUGGCGUGAUUGGCGAUCUCUGUGUGCUGUAAAAUUUCUGAGGUUAGAAGAUUUUUUAGACAACCAACGGCAUGGCAUGUGUCUCUAUUUGGAACCACAGGGUACUUUGUUUGCAGAGGUUACCUUUUUUAACCCAGUGAUUGAAAGAAGACCCAAACUCCAAAGACAAAAGAAAAUUUUUUCAAAACAACAAGGCAAAACAUUCCUCAGAGCUCCUCAAAUGAAUAUUAAUAUUGCCACUUGGGGAAGGCUAGUAAGGCGAGCUAUUCCUACAGUAAAUCAUUCUGGCACCUUUAGCCCUCAAGCUCCUGUGCCUGCUACAGUGCCAGUGGUAGAUGUACGCAUCCCUCAGCUAGUACUUCCAGCCAGUGAUUCUACAGUAACAAAAUUGGACUUUGAUCUUGAGCCUGAGCCUCCUCCAGCCCCACCACGUGCUUCUUCCCUUGGGGAAACAGAUGAGUCUUCCGAAUUAAGAGUUUUGGAUACACCUGGACAGGAUUCAGAAACUGGUUUUGAUAUUGAAAAUGAUAGAAAUAGUAUUUUUCCAAAAUCUCAAUCUGAGUAUGAGCCUGAUAUUCCUGAGACAGGUGUAGGAUACAGUGGAAUUCGAGAACUUGAAGAGAGAAGAUCUCAGCAAAGGUUUCAGUUUAAUCUGCAAGACUUUAGAUGUUGUGCUGUCCUGGGAAGAGGACAUUUUGGAAAGGUGCUUUUGGCUGAAUAUAAACACACAAAUGAGAUGUUUGCUAUUAAAGCCUUAAAGAAAGGAGACAUUGUGGCUCGAGACGAAGUAGACAGCCUGAUGUGUGAAAAAAGAAUUUUUGAAACUGUGAAUAGUGUAAGGCAUCCCUUUUUGGUGAACCUUUUUGCAUGUUUCCAAACCAAAGAGCAUGUUUGCUUUGUAAUGGAAUAUGCUGCCGGUGGGGACCUAAUGAUGCACAUUCAUACUGAUGUCUUUUCUGAACCAAGAGCUGUAUUUUAUGCUGCAUGUGUAGUUCUUGGGUUGCAAUAUUUACAUGAACACAAAAUUGUGUAUAGAGAUUUGAAAUUGGAUAACUUGUUGCUCGAUACAGAGGGCUUUGUGAAAAUUGCUGAUUUUGGUCUUUGCAAAGAAGGAAUGGGAUAUGGAGAUAGAACAAGCACAUUUUGUGGCACUCCUGAAUUCCUUGCCCCAGAAGUAUUAACAGAAACAUCAUAUACAAGGGCUGUAGAUUGGUGGGGCCUUGGUGUACUUAUAUAUGAAAUGCUCGUAGGUGAGUCUCCUUUUCCUGGUGAUGAUGAAGAGGAAGUCUUCGACAGUAUUGUAAAUGAUGAAGUAAGGUAUCCAAGAUUCUUAUCUACAGAAGCCAUUUCCAUAAUGAGAAGGCUGUUAAGAAGAAAUCCAGAAAGGCGCCUUGGAGCUGGUGAGAAGGAUGCAGAGGAUGUAAAAAAGCACCCAUUUUUUCGGCUAGUUGAUUGGAAUGCCCUAAUAGACAAAAAAGUCAAGCCUCCAUUUGUACCUACCAUCAGAGGCCGGGAAGAUGUUAGUAAUUUUGAUGAUGAAUUUACCUCAGAAGCACCUAUUCUUACUCCACCUCGAGAACCAAGGAUACUUUCGGAAGAGGAACAAGAAAUGUUCAGAGAUUUCGACUACAUUGCUGAUUGGUGUUAAGUUCCUGGACACUGUGAAAACAAGCAGACUGACUUAACUCAGAAGAAGACCUCUAACAAAUAGCAUCCCUUCUUUUGCUCUCUGUGCCACCAACAGCUUCUAUGGGUUUGUUUUGUUUUCAGAAAACACAUGAAGAUUUGUGCAAAAGUACUAUUUUAAUAAUUUCUUGAAAACAGGCUUCAUAGUGUUUUCAACAUGAAUCUGAGCACUGGAAAGAGUUUCAUGGCAUUUAGGCUGAAUGAAAAUUGGUCUUGAAAAUCCAUUACAAAUAAAUACUUUUGGAUCAUUACUCUUAAAAAGAAGAACAGACGCUCUUUCACAGUCUCUCCCUAUCAUUACCAUAAGCCUGCCUUAAGUGAAAGGAGUAUUAAUUUUCUUUUUUUUCAGAAUGGAAUUAGUAGUGUUUGGAAUGCUAUUAUGAUUCACAUAAAAUAUGAUUGUCUAAGGCAAUGCUCUUAAUUUUUUAAAGAAAUUACUAUAAUAACAAAAUAUAGUGACAGUUUAUACACCUUUGAUGGCUUGAUCUUUUUGAAAAACACAAUGAAUUGUUAUCUUUUGUAACUUUUCUACAUUUAUCAGGAGAAAAAAUUUUAUUUGCCUUAUCUUUACCAACUAUGUAACAGAGCUUUCAAACAAAGCUACUUGCCAAAUAAUUUUUUAUUAAAGAUGCUGACAGACUGGAACAUCAGCAUUUACUUAAAAUAUUAAGAAAGAGAACCAAUAUAUUGUAUGUGAUACUCAUCUCAAAGUGUAAACACCAAGUAUGUCCAGUCAUUUUCCAAAAUCAGUGACCCUGAAAAUCCCUUUUUUGAUAUGCAUUCUACAAUAUCACCCUAGGUCAUCUUAUUCUGUGUCUGCUGUAGAAGGGAACUAUAUCUUGGUUUCUUUGUAUACAUACAUGCUGUGAACAUGUAUCUGUACAGGUUGUAAUGUAUUCUGUGUUGUAGGCUUAUUUAAUUUCACUACUUCAUCACUUUUGUACAGUGGCCAAGCAGACACCUCAAACUACAGCAUUUAUAUUAAGUGCAUUUGUACAUUUUUGGGCCACUGGAUCCAGGUUUUAUAUUGGCAGUUACUGAGGGCAAAAGCAAUAUAUUGUAACAGAAUGUAUAAGUAUUUUUGAUAAAACAGUCUAUAUUUUAUAAAAAAUAUUAUAACACUAAAGCUGUACCUCAAAAGUCUCAAAAACAAUUUGAUCACAUACUUUUUACAACUUUUCAGUAGAUAGAUUUGUGGUUUUUUAAUUACCUUUAUUGGCUGUCCUUUUGUAAAUCAUGACUUUUUCUCUUGCCUAGAAUUGGGGGAGUGAUCAAUUUAUUUGGUUCCCCUUCUAGUCUAGGAUUUCAUUUGUUUUCCCCAGUUCAGUAAUAGCAUCUUUGAUCCUGUGCUUAUUAGCAUAUUACAGUUAUUAUACCUCAGGAAUAUCAAGUUGGUAACUAACUAUACUGAAUUAACAAAUUACAGUGAGCUCAUCUCUUUAAAACUGUUUAAAUACGGAGAAAAACCUGAACAAAUACUGAUUUAUGAAGAGGUAAGCUUAAAAUAUUUUUAUAUAUUUAAGCCUUUCUAGGUUAUAUUGGCAUGUUUUUACUCUGCUCUGAGAACAAUUAAAUGUGUGCAGAGAUAAUGCCUUCUAAAUUGAUUAUUACCCAAGAUCCUUUUGGAGACAAAUUUAUAAAAAUAAUAAUACGUUGUUUAAAGUUACUUUAAAAUGCCGGCUAAUUUCCUUGGAAAAGAUAAUAAGGAAUUUAGUGUAAUUGUAUGGCUUUAGUUUAACAGUGUUGAUACAAAUUAAAAUGAAACACUAAAUACUUUUGAGGUACAGUUUGUUCACCUUUGCUGGUUCUGAAUUAUGCAUACAAAGCAAUGUCUAAAGUGGACUUUUAACAUUAAAAACUGACAGCGUUUUAUAACUACACAAUGUACAGAAAUUUUUUAAUUGAAGUCAAUCACUAAAAAUUUAGAGGGUGGGAUAUAUUCACAUAAUUAAGCUAAAGAAAGCACUAAUUUUUUCUGUAGUUUUAAAUAUAUAUAUAUAUUAGUGAUACUGAAAAUUUUAAGAAUGUAAAUAUAUUUUGGUAUUACUAUACAUGUAUGUGACUGCUCAGCACUUUGUAAGGAUAUUAGGAUAUUUUAGAUUGGUACACUAUGCAUUCAAAUGAAAUGUGCCUUUUUAUGUCAUUCUAAGAAAAAAGUGUUUUGCAGUCAUAAAUUACCACAAAUGCACAAAUUAAAGUUUAAAUAGAUUGAAAUAUAUAACUUUGGUUUUAAUUAUUAUUUCCUUCUAAAAAUUUACUAGUAAUUAAAGUAUUUAUUAGCUUUA
This is a messenger RNA of Dipodomys spectabilis (banner-tailed kangaroo rat), 5469 nucleotides long. RefSeq names its product protein kinase N2 (gene Pkn2). Bases 195 to 3146 code for a protein of 983 amino acids. Gene Ontology annotation, molecular function: ATP binding; small GTPase binding; protein serine/threonine kinase activity. NCBI's taxonomy places the organism in Eukaryota, Metazoa, Chordata, Mammalia, Rodentia, Heteromyidae. The transcript is spliced from 22 exons. The record is from RefSeq and is a predicted model, not a curated record. Gene Ontology annotation, biological process: signal transduction; protein phosphorylation.